AUGCACUGCCGUGUCAACUUCCUGCUGCUCCUUACCAUCCUUAGCAUUGUCCUAGCAACCGCACUCGCUCCUCCAGCGGGUGGGGGCGGCGCUGGUGGGGGAGGAGCCAGAGGAGGCACCAGUGGUGGUGGUACUGGUGCUAGCGGAGGAAAGAGCGGGGGUGGCAGCAGUAGUGGUGGUGGCGGCAGCAGAAGUGGUGGAGGCGGAGCUGGUGGGCGAAGUGGCAGCGGAGGUGCAUCUCGUGGAGGCGUGGUAGGAGGGGGAGACGACGAUGGGAACACUAAUACAGGAGGUGGAGCUGGAGGGUCUGCGGGUACACAUCCAGUGGUGUUGCCUAAUAAUGGCCGUCAGGGGAGCAGCGGCGGCACCAGCAUAAGUAGUUUAUCACAUCUAUUAUUAUACCUGCCCAUCUCCCUCUUAGUUUCCUCCUCCUCAACUUCCCUCCGCUAG
Coffea eugenioides is the source of this 450-nucleotide messenger RNA. Its product is annotated as putative glycine-rich cell wall structural protein 1. NCBI's taxonomy places the organism in Eukaryota, Viridiplantae, Streptophyta, Magnoliopsida, Gentianales, Rubiaceae. Bases 1 to 450 code for a protein of 149 amino acids. The record is from RefSeq and is a predicted model, not a curated record. The transcript has a single exon.